UAUUCCCACUCAGCCUUCAUCGUGCCACCCAGCUCGACAUUGACGCCUCAUUUCAUCUUGACCCGCUCGACGUCGUCACUGUCAAGCAGGCGGAUGUUGGCUACAACUGCAGCACCAGCGGUGGCACGACUUGACGGGGCACACUCGGUCCCUUCGGCCUCCUUGUGCUUGCUGAUGCCAGGCGCCACAGUAGCGACAUGGAGCGGACCGGCGUCUACUUCUACGUCGCCAGAGGCCUCAAUAGCGGCCUGCGCACACACUUCUGUCAUGACGAGACGUGCUCAUCUCAUGCCAACGAUAUUGUCAAGAGGGUCGUAGGCAAUAUUGUCCCGGUGCUCGAUGGCGAGGAGUUUUCAGUGAGGGUGCUAGUGGACUAUUCCAUUGUUGAGAGCUUUGCAAUGGGCGGGAGGUUGAUGGCACCGUCACGGGUGCACCCAACGGAGGCCAUCUAUGCCAACGCUGGGGUUUACCUCUUCAACAACGCCACCAGCGCCCGGGUCAACGUCACGAGGCUCGUCGUCCACGAGAUGGGCUCCUCCUACAAUCAGGCCUACAUGGCCUCACUGUAAAAAGAAAAUGAAAAUAUGAUUUUUGUUUAGUAAAAAUAUGAUAGAUAGCACAUUGUAUGUACUGUUUUUAGACCAAGGAAGUUCGCUCUCAUUUCUUCGUUGCAA
Messenger RNA from Triticum aestivum (bread wheat), 674 nucleotides. Its product is annotated as sucrose:sucrose 1-fructosyltransferase-like. Bases 198 to 569 code for a protein of 123 amino acids. The record is from RefSeq and is a predicted model, not a curated record. NCBI's taxonomy places the organism in Eukaryota, Viridiplantae, Streptophyta, Magnoliopsida, Poales, Poaceae. The transcript has a single exon.